GCUCCGCGGGAAUGGGGGCGCAGGGGGACCUCUGCCGGCGCCGCGGCCAGGUGGAGCGCCGAGUCAUCGAGCGGCGCGACAGUCGCGGAAGCCGCGGGGUGCGCUUGUCCGGGCCUGCCGUGCAGGGGCCGGCUAGAGGAGCGCUGAGUGCUGAGGAGGCGCCGGAGGGAACCAACCCGGCGAGGGCCACGAGUCAGUCGGUGACUCACGAGCUUCGUGCUGCUCUCCGACACCUCCCGCUGCGGCUCUGGGCCUUGCACCGUGUGCCCCGGGUCGGCGCGGCCGGGCGCCUCUCCCGCCGGGUGCGGCACUCCGACGUGGGAUCCCGGAGCUGUCAGGCUCAGCGUGCCGGUGAAUGGGGACCGGGGCGUGCAGAGGAGCUCUAUUUUAAGGAACUCUCAACUAAAAAAAAGCACGUCAUGGAGAAGAACGGGACUAACCGGAAGCUUCGGGUUUGCGUUGCUACCUGCAACCGCGCAGAUUACUCCAAACUCGCCCCGAUCAUGUUCGGCAUUAAGACAGAGCCUUCGUUCUUCGAGCUGGAUGUGGUGGUGCUGGGCUCUCACCUGAUAGACGACUAUGGAAACACUUAUCGCAUGAUUGAGCAAGAUGACUUUGACAUCAACACCAGGCUCCAUACAAUCGUCAGAGGGGAAGACGAAGCAGCCAUGGUAGAGUCAGUAGGCCUAGCUCUAGUGAAGCUACCAGAUGUCCUUAAUCGCCUGAAGCCUGACAUCAUGAUCGUUCAUGGAGACCGAUUUGACGCCCUGGCUCUGGCUACCUCUGCUGCCUUGAUGAACAUCCGAAUCCUUCACAUUGAAGGGGGAGAGGUCAGUGGGACCAUUGAUGACUCCAUCAGACAUGCUAUCACCAAACUGGCUCAUUACCACGUGUGCUGCACCAGAAGUGCGGAGCAGCACCUGAUAUCCAUGUGCGAGGACCAUGACCGCAUCCUUUUGGCAGGCUGCCCUUCCUAUGACAAACUGCUCUCAGCCAAGAAUAAAGACUAUAUGAGCGUCAUUCGGAUGUGGCUUGGUGAUGAUGUAAAAUGUAAAGAUUACAUUGUUGCACUGCAGCACCCUGUGACCACUGACAUUAAGCAUUCCAUAAAGAUGUUUGAAUUAACACUGGAUGCACUUAUCUCAUUUAACAAGAGGACCCUAGUUCUGUUUCCAAAUAUUGAUGCAGGGAGCAAGGAGAUGGUCCGAGUGAUGCGGAAGAAGGGCAUCGAGCAUCACCCCAAUUUCCGGGCAGUCAAGCACGUCCCAUUUGACCAGUUUAUACAGCUGGUUGCCCAUGCUGGUUGUAUGAUUGGGAAUAGCAGCUGCGGAGUGCGAGAGGUUGGCGCUUUUGGAACACCUGUGAUCAACCUGGGAACACGCCAGAUCGGAAGAGAAACAGGGGAGAAUGUUCUUCAUGUCCGGGAUGCUGACACUCAAGAUAAAAUAUUACAAGCUCUCCACCUCCAGUUUGGUAAACAGUACCCUUGCUCAAAGAUAUAUGGGGAUGGAAAUGCUGUUCCAAGGAUUUUAAAGUUUCUCAAAUCUAUUGACCUUCAAGAGCCACUACAGAAGAAAUUCUGCUUCCCUCCUGUGAAGGAGAACAUCUCUCAAGAUAUUGACCAUAUUCUUGAAACUCUGAGUGCCUUGGCUGUUGAUCUUGGAGGGACAAAUCUCAGAGUGGCAAUAGUUAGCAUGAAGGGUGAAAUAGUUAAGAAGUACACUCAGUUCAAUCCUAAAACCUACGAAGAGAGGAUUAGUUUAAUCCUACAGAUGUGUGUGGAAGCCGCAGCAGAGGCUGUGAAACUGAACUGCAGAAUUCUAGGAGUAGGCAUUUCCACAGGUGGCCGUGUGAAUCCCCAGGAAGGAAUUGUGCUGCAUUCAACCAAACUGAUACAGGAAUGGAACUCUGUGGACCUCAGAACGCCCCUCUCUGACACCUUGCAUCUCCCUGUGUGGGUGGACAACGAUGGUAACUGUGCCGCCAUGGCAGAAAGGAAGUUCGGCCAAGGAAAAGGACAGGAGAACUUCGUGACGCUCAUCACAGGGACAGGGAUUGGUGGUGGGAUCAUCCACCAGCACGAGCUGAUCCACGGCAGCUCUUUCUGUGCGGCAGAGCUGGGCCACCUCGUGGUGUCUCUGGAUGGGCCUGACUGCUCCUGUGGAAGCCAUGGCUGUAUUGAAGCGUAUGCCUCUGGGAUGGCCUUGCAGAGGGAAGCAAAGAAGCUCCAUGAUGAGGACCUGCUCUUGGUGGAAGGGAUGUCAGUGCCAAAAGACGAACCUGUGGGUGCCCUCCAUCUCAUCCAAGCUGCCAAGCUCGGCAACGUGAAGGCCCAGAGCAUCUUACGAACAGCUGGAACUGCUUUGGGACUUGGGGUUGUGAACAUCCUCCACACUAUGAACCCUUCCCUAGUGAUCCUGUCUGGAGUCCUGGCCAGUCACUAUAUCCACAUCGUCAAGGAUGUCAUCCGCCAGCAAGCCUUGUCCUCCGUACAGGAUGUGGAUGUGGUGGUUUCAGAUUUGGCUGACCCGGCCCUGCUUGGCGCUGCCAGCAUGGUUCUGGACUACACCACCCGCAGGAUCCACUAGGUCUCCUGGGAGUGGACAUGGACUGAGACCUAAGAGCUACUUAGUGGAACCAGGUUUUUAGAUCAGUGCUUCUUCAAAGGCAAAUUUGUGGGGCUGCUGAGAUGGCUCGAUGGCUAAGAGCCUUUACUGCUCUUGCAGAGGACCCCAGUUCAGUCCCCAGCGCUCACGUCCGGCAGCUCACAGCCUGACAGCCAAGCUCCAGGGGAUCCAAGGCCUCAGCCGCUGAGGGCAUUCUCACUCAAAUGUCCAUACCCCUCCCUCAAACAUAAUUAAAAAUAAAUCGUAUUUUUUAAAGGGCCAAUUUGAUAUUAAUCUCCAGCAACAGCUGCAGAAGUAGCUUGCUUUUCAUCUUCCCUUCUGUAUCAAGUCAGUGUUCUCUAGAGCACAGCUGAUGGAAGGAGUCUGUCCGUCUGUAUGGACGCAUCACUGGGAUAGCUUGCAGGCUGAGCGAGUCCAACAGUGGCUGACUCCCAACGGAAAUCCAGGAGUUGUUCAGCCCAUGAGGCUCAUGUCUCAGCUGGUCUUCAGUGGGCAUCAGAAUCGUGAAGUAGGCUCCAGUACCAGUGAAUGGAGAGCAAGGGCAGCCAGGCAAAAAGCAAUCACUUCCUUCUCCCAUGUUCUUUAUAUAGGCUGUCACCAGAAAGUGUGGCCUAGAUUAAAGGGGGAUCUUUCUACUUCAAAUGAUUUAAUUAAAAAUUCCUCCCAGGUGUA
Molecule: messenger RNA, 3299 nt
Organism: Peromyscus californicus insignis
Lineage: Eukaryota; Metazoa; Chordata; Mammalia; Rodentia; Cricetidae
Gene: Gne
Product: glucosamine (UDP-N-acetyl)-2-epimerase/N-acetylmannosamine kinase
Exons: 12
Coding region: 12-2588 (858 amino acids)
Biological process (GO): UDP-N-acetylglucosamine metabolic process
Molecular function (GO): N-acylmannosamine kinase activity; UDP-N-acetylglucosamine 2-epimerase activity; hydrolase activity, hydrolyzing O-glycosyl compounds
Source: RefSeq, a predicted model, not a curated record